Molecule: messenger RNA, 339 nt
Organism: Postia placenta MAD-698-R-SB12
Lineage: Eukaryota; Fungi; Basidiomycota; Agaricomycetes; Polyporales; Adustoporiaceae
Exons: 2
Coding region: 1-339 (112 amino acids)
Source: RefSeq, a predicted model, not a curated record
AUGGCUGCCUGUCAAGGCCAAGUUCAUGCCUUCGAUUCUCAGGACCUCGUCGACGUCUACCUCCCAGAUGGCCCUGAGACUAUUAUCAUCAUCUCUCCCGUUUUCCUCAACCAGUCGCUGGUCCAAGUCAAACGUGAGGAAAUAUCCCUCCAGACCCUGCACCAGAGCCUGAGUCUGAAGAGAGUGCGAGUAAAGAAGGAGUCUCGGAGUCCGAGUCUGCGGAUUCUGCUUGGCCCGCCUUGCCAACAGCGCUUGCCCCCACAUCAGCAGUCCCUGACGUAUGAUGUAUCAAAAGGCGACGCAGGGAGCAGUUGCACAGGACUAGCACUGAAGGACUGA